Arvicanthis niloticus (Nile rat) is the source of this 1937-nucleotide messenger RNA. NCBI's taxonomy places the organism in Eukaryota, Metazoa, Chordata, Mammalia, Rodentia, Muridae. The record is from RefSeq and is a predicted model, not a curated record.
GGCACGCACACCCACCCCAAGCUCCAGGCUCCGCAAGCGUCUCCUCUGUUGGCCCCAAAGCCUACCCUGCCCCACCUUGCAGAGCAGAGAAGGAAAGGGAGCCCCAUGCCUGAGCCCAGGGGAGCGUCAUGGAUCUGACAAAGAUGGGCAUGAUCCAGCUGCAGAACCCCAGCCACCCUACGGGGCUGCUGUGCAAGGCCAAUCAGAUGCGACUGGCCGGAACUUUGUGUGAUGUGGUCAUUAUGGUGGACAGCCAGGAGUUCCAUGCCCACCGGACGGUGCUAGCCUGCACCAGCAAGAUGUUUGAGAUCCUCUUCCACCGGAACAGCCAGCACUAUACUCUGGACUUCCUCUCGCCAAAAACCUUCCAGCAGAUCCUGGAGUAUGCUUACACGGCCACACUGCAAGCCAAGGCAGAGGACCUGGAUGACCUGCUGUACGCGGCUGAGAUCCUGGAGAUCGAGUACCUGGAGGAGCAGUGCCUGAAGAUCCUGGAAACCAUCCAGGCAUCUGAUGACAACGACACAGAGGCCACCAUGGCUGAUGGUGGGGGUGAAGAAGAAGAGGACCGCAAGACUCGAUACCUCAAGAACAUCUUUGUUUCAAAGCAUUCCAGCGAGGAGAGCGGCUAUACCAGUGUGGCUGGACAGAGCCUCCCUGGGCCCAUGGUGGACCAGAGCCCCUCGGUCUCCACCUCUUUUGGUCUCUCAGCCAUGAGUCCUACCAAGGCAGCAGUGGACAGUUUGAUGACCAUAGGACAGUCACUCCUGCAAGGAACUCUUCAGCCACCUGCAGGGCCUGAGGAGCCCACACUGGCAGGGGGCGGGCGGCACCCUGGGGUGGCUGAAGUAAAGAUGGAAAUGAUGCAGGUAGAUGAAGCCCCUGGCCAGGACAGCCCUGGGGCAGCUGAGUCUAGCAUCUCAGGAGGGAUGGGGGACAGGCUUGAAGAGAAGAGCAAAGAGGGACCUGGGACCCCGACUAGGGGCAGUGUCAUCACCAGUGCCAGGGAGCUCCAUUAUGGGAGAGAGGAGAGUGGGGAGCAGCUCUCGCCUCCUGUUGAAGCUGGCCAGGGACCCCUUGGGCGACAGGAGGCCCUGGCACCCCCAGUGGAGAAGCAUUUGGGCAUCUACUCAGUGUUGCCCAACCACAAGGCCGACGCUGUGUUGAGCAUGCCAUCUUCGGUGACAUCUGGUCUCCACGUGCAACCUGCCCUGGCAGUCUCUAUGGACUUCAGCACCUAUGGGGGUCUGCUUCCUCAGGGUUUCAUCCAGAGAGAGCUGUUCAGCAAGCUGGGUGAGCUGGCCGUGGGCAUGAAAGCUGAGAGUCGUCCUCUGGGGGAGCAGUGCAGCGUGUGUGGGGUUGAGCUUCCGGACAACGAGGCCGUGGAGCAGCACAGGAAGCUGCACAGUGGGAUGAAGACAUACGGGUGUGAACUCUGCGGAAAGCGGUUUCUGGACAGUUUGCGGCUGAGAAUGCAUUUACUGGCUCAUUCAGCGGGUGCCAAAGCCUUUGUGUGUGAUCAGUGUGGUGCCCAGUUCUCAAAGGAGGAUGCCCUGGAGACACACAGACAGACCCAUACUGCUGGGGAGUUUCACAGGCUUCUGUUUAAGAAGGCAGGCUUGCUGCAGCAUGGGUCUGCCCUGCCUACAGGGGCAGAACAGAAGGUGGGGGAUACUGAUGAACAGGCUGUGACCAACGAAGCCUUCCUCAUGCCCAACAUCACAGGAGCCCAGCCAACAGGAAACGUUCCCCAUUCUCCCCGGGAGGCCGCCAGCCUGCUGUCUGAGAGGGGUGGGGCCAGUGCCCUCAAGAAGUGUGCCUCCUUCUGGCAGCGUCUCCGCCCCCUCCCACCCCCUUGUCCAAAGGCCUCAUGCAGAAGGGAGCCAUAUGGCCCUUUGUGGACACAUUUUCCCUGGUACAGUAUCUUCCUGGUGUGA